This is a messenger RNA of Rhinocladiella mackenziei CBS 650.93, 876 nucleotides long. RefSeq lists its product as uncharacterized. NCBI's taxonomy places the organism in Eukaryota, Fungi, Ascomycota, Eurotiomycetes, Chaetothyriales, Herpotrichiellaceae. The coding region runs from base 1 to 876 and encodes 291 amino acids. The record is from RefSeq and is a predicted model, not a curated record. The transcript has 4 exons.
AUGUCUAAUUCCAAAGAAUUGACGAUCCCACCUCCCUCUCCGGUAAGAUUGAGGCAGAUCGCUCUGAUAGCCGAAGACCUCGAAAGAGCAAGAUAUUUAUUGACCGCGAUUCUGGGGACAGAGGUUGUCUUUGAAGAUCCACAAGUCGCAAACUGGGGUUUGAAGAAUAUCCUAGUUGCCGUUGGCGGCGAUAUCAUCGAAGUCUGCUCCCCCUUCAAGCCAGACACCACCGUGGGCAGACUGCUCAAGAAGCGAGGCGAUGGCGGCUACAUGAUCAUCAUGCAGACUACGGACGCGGCGGCGCGGAGAAAGUACCUCGAAUCGAACAAAUUGGCCAAAGUCAUAUUCGGCUACUCGCACGGGGACGUUGAAUGCGUUCAGUACCAUCCCAAAGGGAUACUCGGUGGAAUGAUGCCCGAACUGGACUCUCAUAAACCUUCACCCAGCAAUCCUACGCCCCUGGAAUCUGUUUUCAGCCCAUGGCACGCCUGCGGACCCGAUUACGACAAAUAUUCGGCGGCAAUGAAGCGGUGCUCGCACCUAAGGCUCCUCAGCGCCACAUGUCGUCUUGCACCGGGCCGAACUGACACCGAAUCUGCAGCGGAACAGUGGCGAGGCUAUUUCGGGGUGGAAAAGCACGGUAGCGAGCUGAUUUUUACGAAUGCACGGUUGAAGUUCGUCCCGGGUGUCGAGGGCCUGUCCGAGGGGCUGGAGAGUAUUACGCUCGAAGUUACGGGGAAGCAAAGAUUCCAAAAGAUGUUGGAAAUCGUGGCCCGAGAGGGACUCUGUGGGGAUGGGUGGACGAAUUUGCUGGGUGUGAAAUGGCUUUUCGUCCCCAAAGACGAGGAUGGCGGCGAGAGGGAAAGUAAAUUGUAA